Rotaria sordida is the source of this 1170-nucleotide messenger RNA. The record is from the annotation of a GenBank genome assembly. NCBI's taxonomy places the organism in Eukaryota, Metazoa, Rotifera, Eurotatoria, Philodinida, Philodinidae.
AUGACAGGUAUAGUUCAUUCUAUAAAUAGAUUCUUGUUUCGAAUUCACGAUGCUUUAGAACAACAAAUCAAUCAACGUGUUAUAUAUAAUGAAACACCAAUAUUAUUAUUAGAAGAUUGGUUCAUAUUAAUGUGGUUUCGUUUAUUUUUAUAUUCAUAUUGUGAUUUCUUAUUAUUCGUACUUAUUAUUUAUGAAAUAAUAACUUACAGGAAUCGAUCUACCGUGCUUACUCAUGAAUCUGAAUUAGAGUUUUCCAAUUUAUUAAAUGAUCGUGAGAUUCUAUUAGAUUUAUUUUUAGAAUAUUUAUUUAUUUAUUUUGUUAUUACAGUUUAUGUUCAAUCAAAUAGAAAUGCACAAAUAGAAGGUCGUACAGCUCAUCCAACCGAUGAAACUUUUAAGUUCUCUACAACUGUAAUCGAUGCCGAUGAUGAACCAUUAGCAAUUGAAAAUACAUUAUCACAUGAUGAAGGAGUUUUAAUAGGUUUAAAUAAUAAUCGACAUACAUAUUCGAUUAUAAAUAAUGAAAAUGGUGAUGCUAAUGAAGAUGCAUCCUUAUACACUGCUAUGAAUGAUAAUAUUAUUACUCAAAAUCUACAAAUUGGUGAAAAUGCACAAGUUCUAAAUAGUAAUGGUGUACCGGAACUUGUGCUCGAUGAUCCAACAUAUAACAUAAAUCCUCUGAACUCAGUCGAACCGAACGAUCAUAUACAGUCCAGUAAUAGUACUGAAAAAGAACAAAUUUUAAGUUCAGGAAGUAGUUUUGAUGAUGAUAAUGAAUAUGUUUUAAUUAAUAAUGAUGAAUAUGAUUUAGCUCGUGAUAAUGAAUAUGUUUUAGUUAAUAAUGUUGAAUAUAAUUUAACUAAUGAUAAUGAAUAUAUUUUAAUUGAUAUUAAUGAUCAAAGAGAUCAAACAUUAUCAAAUACUAAAAAUCUUAAUAAUCAUCUUGAAAAUGAUAAUCAAUUAGAUCAAACAAAUCCUACUAAUGAACAACAUACUCGAAUCAGCAAUACAGUUCUAUCACACAGUGAAGCAGUGGAAAAUCAAGAAAAUGUUUCUGCUCCAUUCGAAAAUGCUCAACGAACAAUAGAAGGUGCUACUUGUCUAACACUUAUACUUCACCAAAAACAAACAGAUCCUAAUAACUUAAAUAUCAAAAGUAUUGAUUCAUGA